AAGCCAAGAAAUUGCGUGUGAAAAAUUUAUAAGUCAGAAUGUUUAGAAUUAUUGGGUGGAAUAUUGGCGAAACACGCCAUGCACAUCACAGUUAGGCAUCGUCAUUUAUUUAGGAGGUGUUUUUCUCCCCCUAAAACCAGUUCUACACUCGAUUGAACAAGAGUUUCACAUGCUUUUAACUUGUUUUUUACGGCCAAGUGACUCAAAAACUGCGCAAACUCAUUGUUUCCAUGGCACGGUAGAAUAUAUUCUAUAGGCACAGACUGUAUAGUCACAACAGAUGUGACGGUGACAAAUCUGACGUGUGUAGUGUUUUGUUUACAAACUCAUCUUCAUUGAUGACGUUUUUGAGAAUAAAUUCACGGUGUGUCAUUAUAUCUAAUCAACGUGGACAUAAGUUUUUUUUUUUCAAAUUUAUCCGUUACAUAUCGUCGAACGUUGCUUUUGUGAACGAAAGGAUUUUCAUUUGUUUGGAAGGGUGUGACCUUAUUGAAAAACUUUGACAAUAAAGGAAAAAAAUAUUUAAAAAGAUGAACGAAAUAUUUGAACCGUUCUUGUUAAAUUCGACACCAACAUCCCAAUUGGAGCUGACAAUAAGCUGCCGAAAUUUAAUCAAUACGGAUCUUCUAUCAAAAAGUGACCCUUUUUGCAUUGUGUCGAUAAAGGAGUCUUGGCAAGAUCAAUAUUAUGAAAUUGCGCGCACGGAGAUGAUCAGAGAUUCCCUCCAUCCACAAUGGGUGAAAAAGGCAAUUGUAAACUAUAGUUUUGAAGCAAUUCAACGAAUCCGAUUCGAAAUACGCGAUGAAGAUGUUACGGUGUCCGAUUUUCUGGGUGAAUACGAAACGACGCUCAGUGAUUUAGUUUCAUACAGUGGACGGCAAUACAUUCGAAAAUUGCAUGGAGUGGAAGAAAACGGUAAGGAAUCCGCACGCCCAACGGGUUACGGUCAAAUUGUAAUCGUCACAGAAGAGUUGUCUUCUUGCAAGCAAAUAGCUGAGAUACAAUUUCGCGCCACUGAUUUACCAAAACAAUUACCAUUACUCAGGAACGAUCCAUUUUUGGUCAUUUCACGCUCGAAUAAUGAAGACGGUUCGUAUUCGGUCGUUGCAAAAACUGAUCCAGUGCGCUCGACACAAAAUCCAUUGUUCAAACCAAUUUCCAUCCGUAUACAAACUCUGUGCAAUUCCGAUUAUGAAAGAGAUAUUCGAAUUGAAUGCUACGACUACCGAAGCAAUGGAAGUCAUGUACUCAUUGGAGCAUGCUAUACGUCGCUUAGGAGUUUAAAUACACCGAACGAACCACCGAUGACUCUGCUGAAUGAACAAAAGCUCAAAGUUCAAGCCACGAAAUGUACUGUUGGAGAGUUGAGCGUUGUAAAAUGUCACAUUGACGAGGAAAUUACGUUUUUGGAUUAUAUUCGAAAUGGAACACAAUUGCAUUUUGCCGUUGCCAUCGAUUUUACCGGAUCGAAUGGUGUCCACAUCGAUCCAAAUUCAUUGCACUAUCUCUGCGACGAACGAUUGAAUAGCUAUGAAAUUGCUAUAUCCGCUGUCGGCGAAAUCAUUCUACAUUAUGAUAAAUCAAAGAAACUGUUGGCUUAUGGUUUUGGAGCCAAAACACCCCCCAAAUUUCGCCAGGUGUCACAUCUAUUUCCUUUAAAUGGUAAUCCUUCGGAUCCAUAUUGCUCUGGCGUCGACGAAAUCUUGACUCAUUACCGCAACCAAUUGAAUACGGUGCAGCCGUCUGGGCCAACAUACUUUGCUCCAGUAAUAAAAAAUUUGAUUUCCAUUGCAAAAGACUCUCAAGAUGGAAGGCAUUACUAUGUGCUAUUGAUAAUCACAGACGGAUUGAUUGCGGACAUUCAACGAACAAAAAUUGCUGUUGUAAAGGCAUCGGUUCUACCCAUUUCAAUAAUCAUCGUUGGUGUUGGCAAUGCGGAUUUUAAACAGAUGCACAAGCUCGACUCAGAUCAUGUGCGUCUGAGUGUAAGUGGACGUAAGGCUGAACGAGACAUCGUACAAUUUGUUCCACUUCACAAAUAUCUUUCGAAGAAUGGCUCGGAACAACAAGUAAAAUCAAAAUCACAUCUAGCGAACGAAGUCCUGUGCGAAAUACCUGAACAGCUAACGAGUUUUAUGAAAUCACGCGGAUUCAAGCCACAAAUGAGAACGAUGCAAAAUACACCGUCAAGCUCGUUAGCCGUUACACCAACACCCAUUUGA
Messenger RNA from Sitodiplosis mosellana (orange wheat blossom midge), 2222 nucleotides. RefSeq names its product copine-9-like. The record is from RefSeq and is a predicted model, not a curated record. Gene Ontology annotation, biological process: cellular response to calcium ion. Gene Ontology annotation, cellular component: plasma membrane. The coding region runs from base 531 to 2222 and encodes 563 amino acids. Gene Ontology annotation, molecular function: calcium-dependent phospholipid binding. The transcript is spliced from 2 exons. NCBI's taxonomy places the organism in Eukaryota, Metazoa, Arthropoda, Insecta, Diptera, Cecidomyiidae.